This is a messenger RNA of Leptinotarsa decemlineata (Colorado potato beetle), 723 nucleotides long. RefSeq lists its product as uncharacterized. Gene Ontology annotation, biological process: double-strand break repair via nonhomologous end joining. Gene Ontology annotation, molecular function: DNA end binding. NCBI's taxonomy places the organism in Eukaryota, Metazoa, Arthropoda, Insecta, Coleoptera, Chrysomelidae. The record is from RefSeq and is a predicted model, not a curated record. Gene Ontology annotation, cellular component: nucleus; DNA ligase IV complex.
AGAGAGAGUAGUUUUUAAGGAAUAUAACCCCCUGAUUGAUGUUAAACCUGAUGAAGCAAUUACCCAAGUUAGCAAUAUGUUCCAUGGCAUUGAUAAAGUUCAAGUAGUUGAAGUUACUCAAUCUGAAUCGAUGAUAAAUUUGAGUAUCAAGACGAAUAUUUCAGAUUUCAAAAUCAAAUACGAAGUAACUCUUACCAAGACUGAAGAUGAAAAGUUUAUGGAAAUGAUGACAAUCCCAAUGAUUCAAACCAUACAUUUUUUAGAAAUUCAACAGAAGAUGUUGUGCAAGUUGAUAGAGAAAAAAGAUAGAGAAUUGGAAGAGUAUCAGAUGGAAAAGGGGGCUAUUUCAAGGAGUGAUUUGAUCACUGGAAAGUUUGAAGCAAAUACCUUGGUUAAAUCUAGUAGAAAAUUAAUUUUGAACACCCUAGGAAAUUCCGAAAAAUUUAUGGACCACAUAAAAAGGAAAUUUGGGGAGGUGGAAGAAGAUGUGGUUGAAGUCGUUGCUGAAGUUUGGAAUGAAGGAAAAAAGAGGAGAAAAAUCUUUGAACAUAAAACACCAUCGAAGAAUUCCAAGAUAGUUUUUAAGGAAUAGGUUUUCUUUGAAUGUUAUUUUAUGUAAUACUUCUUUUUUUCAAUAGUUCUAGUCCUUGGGAAAUUGUUCAGUGAUUUGAUAUAAUUUUUUUACCAUAAAUAGAAAUACAUAUAUUUUUUUCCUAAUUUACA